Molecule: messenger RNA, 5978 nt
Organism: Frankliniella occidentalis (western flower thrips)
Lineage: Eukaryota; Metazoa; Arthropoda; Insecta; Thysanoptera; Thripidae
Gene: Ino80
Product: chromatin-remodeling ATPase INO80
Exons: 24
Coding region: 409-5133 (1574 amino acids)
Biological process (GO): DNA repair
Cellular component (GO): Ino80 complex
Molecular function (GO): ATP binding; histone binding; ATP-dependent chromatin remodeler activity
Source: RefSeq, a predicted model, not a curated record
AAAUAUUUAUAGGGCAGCAUCAAAACAGAAGGAUUCCCGACAUUACAGUUCUUUCUCUGCUAAUGGCGCUAAUGGCGGUCGCUCUUCGUCUGAUGCCAAACAUUAAAAUCAACAUGGCCAGGACUCUCGGGGAACUUUGUCAUCUCACACCACCCACUUCUCCUUCACCAGUCUUCACGUGCCAUAGCGUGAAUGUAUCUUAAAACUUGUGUUACAGGUUCAUAGUUUAAAUUUGUGUGGGCUCUUUGAAGUCGCCAUUGGCCUCCAAGAAUCCGUACAGAUUUUAACCGGCUUCGAGCGGGACAUUAAAAUGUUCUAUGGUUCAGCAAUUUUCAUGUCCUAACGAUGCUGCCCUCACUUUUAUGGAACAUUUUUCUUGACUCUUGCUGACAAAAGUGCACAAACACAAUGAAAAAUUCCCCGCCUAAUGUCAGUCCAACUAAAGUGAGGAGUCUUUUGGAUAUGAAUCCAUCAGAUAUAGCCAAACCUCUUCAUAUUCAAAAGCUUGAACAUACACUUGAUGUGCGACCAUUCUUGGCUGAAGUAACCAAGAUCUUUGAAUACCCUACCAGUGAUCCUGAUUCCAGUGAAUCAGAAACUGAGUCCCAAGGAAACGAUGGGGGUAAAGUUAAUGGUGAAAAGAUUUGUAAUGGUAUUCCUACAUCUAAACAAGAAAGGAAAUCUGAUAAACAUAGAUUAUAUAACUUUUCGCAAGUGGCUGGUGAAAGAGAGUGGUUGCGGGAUGUUCUCCUGUCAGAUUCUGAAGAUUCUGCUGAAGAAGAAAAUUGGACAGUAGACCAACAUAUUAAAGAAAUGCUUUACCACCACCAACUUAGAAGAAAAUAUCAGAAAAAAUAUUAUUCAAAUCCUGAUAAUUUACAGUAUCAAUACUAUGGGGCUGGAUUGCUUUCAAAUUUUGAUAAGUUUACUGAGCACCAGAAAGCUGUCAUUGGUAACAGGAAGAAAAAGAAGAAAGAAAAGGUUGAAGUUAAAAAAAGAGGAAGAAAGCCGAACAAAGACAAACUUAUCAAUUCUACAUUCAAUGAAUCUGAUCUGCUUCAUUUAAAUGAAGAGGAACGCAAUCUACUUCGUAAAAUUAAAAUUGAAGAUGAAGCUUCUGGUGCUGCUGAGACAGGCAGAGCUCCUCGAGGUCGUAAAAAGAAACAGCAAUCAACCAAAAGUCCUGAGGUUAUGGCUCAAAGGAGAAGGAAGAUAUGGGCAGUAAUGGCUAAGAAGGAGCUUGGAAAAGUACAGCGAGGGAAGGCAAAUAACCAUAAGGAACAGCUAACCAGCUGCAGGAGAGUUGCCACCUACUGUAUGAGGCAUUGGCGCCAGAAGGCCAUGCAGUCUCAAAAAAAUAUGAAAGAAACUGUUUGGAGACUAAAGCGUCUGACCCGAGAAAUGCAAGCGUAUUGGAAAAGGUAUGACCGUGUGGAGAGGGAAACAAGGCGUCGUAUGGAGAAGGAAGCAGAAGAGCAAAGAAAAAUGGAUGUUGAAUUGUUGGAGGCCAAGCGUCAGCAAAGAAAGUUGAAUUUCUUGAUUACUCAAACUGAGCUCUAUGCCCACUUCAUGUCUAAAAGGUUUGGUUCAAUUGCUAGCCAUGAGCAGCAAAGAAUCCUCAGCCAACUAGAUGAAGAGAAGAAUCCAAGGCUGCUUGCUGUUGAUGCAUAUGACAGUGAGGCUAUGAAGUCAAAAGUAAAACUAAAUGUUAGUCAUGCAUUUCGCACUGAACAACAACGGACAAGACAAUUUGCACCAUCGGCAACUCAGGCCCAGGCUCAGGCUGAUUCUGCCAUUGAAAAUACUCUUACCCCACUAGAAGAGCAGCCACAACCUGCUAUGUUCAGGGGAAAUUUGAAACAUUAUCAAUUGAAGGGUCUGAGUUGGGUGGCUAACUUAUACGACCAAGGGAUAAAUGGUAUUUUGGCUGAUGAAAUGGGUCUUGGAAAAACAGUUCAAUCAAUUGCUGUUUUAUGCCAUGUAGCUGAAAAAUAUGGUAUAUGGGGACCAUUCCUCAUAAUUUCUCCAGCUUCCACUCUCCAUAAUUGGCAACAAGAAAUGGCAAGGUUUGUGCCUGAUUUUAAAGUUGUGCCAUACUGGGGAAGCCCCCAGGAGAGAAAAAUUCUUAGAGGGUUUUGGGAUCAGAAGGAUAUGCAUACUAAGGAAGCCAGCUUUCAUGUAGUCAUUACCAGUUACCAGCUUGUAAUCCAAGACUUCAAGUAUUUCAAUCGUAUUAAAUGGCAAUACAUGAUAUUGGAUGAAGCUCAAGCAAUCAAGAGUCAAAGUAGUCAAAGGUGGAAGCUGCUUCAAUCUUUCAGUUGCCGCAAUAGGCUCUUGCUCAGUGGAACACCUAUUCAGAACAGUAUGGCUGAACUGUGGGCCCUGCUUCACUUCAUUAUGCCCACCUUAUUUGAUUCACAUGAUGAAUUUAGUGAAUGGUUUUCAAAAGAUAUUGAAAGCCAUGCUGAAAAUAAGACUGCCAUGGAUGAGAAACAUCUUACACGCUUGCACAUGAUAUUGAAACCAUUCAUGCUCAGGAGAAUAAAAAAAGAUGUUGAGAACGAACUCUCGGACAAAAUCGAAGUUAUGGUGUACUGCCCUCUCACAACACGCCAAAAACUUCUGUAUACAGCUCUCAAAAAGAAAAUACGCAUUGAAGAUUUGCUUCAAACAGCGGGAUCUGCUCAAUCUGCUCAAAGUGUUACAUCUAGUCUUAUGAACCUUGUAAUGCAGUUUAGAAAAGUUUGUAAUCAUCCAGAAUUAUUUGAAAGAAGAGAUGCAAAAUCUCCAUUUUUUAUGCAGUGUGCUGCAUAUGUAGUGCCCAAGCUUGUUGCAGAAUAUGGCAUUAUUCAUCAGACUGUACCCAGCAACAGACAUAUCCUAUACAACCUCUUAAAUAUAUUCACACCUGAAUAUCUUCAUAGAGCUCUUAACUCAAGCUCAAAUGUCCAAGACAGUCAGUGUUUGAAUAGUGGUGCAUUUGGCUUUAUGCGCAUUGUGGGUUUGACCCCUCAACAAUUAAGUUCCAUCAUUCACUGUGGAAUUCUUGCUAUGUGGAACUUUGCUUGGCAAUGUCAACAAGAGGCUGAUAAAGCUUGCCAUGAGCAAGAAUGGGGGAUGGCUACAGAUACCCACCUAGAAGAGUGGAAUUUACGAAGGAAACCAUCUGAUUUGUUAGUAACAAAUUAUACUCCAUUUGCUCCAUACUUCUUAAGAACAAGCUCUGUCCGUAACAGUCUGGUUUUCACUGGAAUGACUUCCAGUCAGAGUACAAUAUACACUCACACAGACCAUAUAUACCAUUCUAUACCAGAAACAGUUGAACAUCGACUCCUUCGCAGCAAAAAGCUACAUUCACUUUCUGGAGAAACAGUUGCAGUAAAAACUGAGCCUCUGUCACCCUCAAAGCUUUCUCCCCGCAGCCCCAUUGGCAGUCCAUCCAAGUCACCAAAAGGAACUAGUGGGCACACUGCUCUUGCCACUGCCACAGAAAGUGGACCAGGCAAAGUGGCUCUUCUUCCUGAAUUUUCCCAUGUACCUAGACCACCCCACACAGAAAAAUGUGCACCAACAAAUUUGCCAGCCUUCCUCUUCUACACUAGUCCAAAGAUAAAUAUCAGCAGUAGGGAAAUGUUUGCAAGUAGCAGAGCGGCUGCUUGGAAGCUGACUGAUCAUAAGAAUUGUGGCAAUUUAGAAGCCAAAAGUGCUGUCUGGCAAGGGCCGCCAUGGCUUGCCAAACAAACAGAAAAUUCAAAUCAUUUCUUUUCACCACCUACUCCAGGAGGUUUACUCGGUUCUGCUCCUGCCUUUGGAUGGUCAAGUGUUCUAAUACCUGACAAACAGACAUUAGUUACUGAUGCUGGAAAAUUGUAUGUCCUUGAUGCACUUUUAACUAGAUUGAAAGGGCAAGGUCACAGAGUUCUAAUUUACUCCCAAAUGACAAAAAUGAUCGACCUAUUGGAGGAGUAUAUGUGGCAUAGAAAGCAUACAUAUAUGAGAUUGGAUGGUUCUUCAAAAAUAUCUGAGCGUCGUGAUAUGGUUGCAGACUUUCAGUCAAGGAAUGACAUAUUUGUUUUUCUCUUGAGUACUAGAGCAGGUGGAUUAGGUAUUAAUUUAACUGCUGCAGAUACUGUCAUAUUUUAUGAUAGUGACUGGAAUCCUACUGUAGACCAACAAGCAAUGGACAGAGCUCAUCGUUUAGGUCAAACAAAACAGGUUACUGUUUAUCGCCUCAUUUGCAAAGGGUCAAUUGAAGAACGUAUAUUGCAGAGAGCAAGAGAAAAGAGUGAGAUUCAACGUAUGGUCAUAAGUGGAGAACAGUUCAAACCAGAUACACUCAAACCAAAGGAAGUUGUCUCAUUGCUGUUGGAUGAUGAGGAAAUUGAACACAAAUAUCGUCAGAAGCAACGUGAAAGGCGUCAGUAUGAAGAAUUCCGGGAGCGAGAAAAGAAACGUCGUCUGGCAGGGCUACCUGAGACUGAUACCAUAACAAAACGCCCACGCUUAGAGGGUGAAGAUGGCUGGGUGAAUGUCGAAUCCAAUCCUAACAGCCCAACACAAAGUGAAUGCUCUAUCACCACAUCUGGUGGCCUGGGUGACAAGGUGGACAAUACUCCUCUGAUGUAUGAGAGACCUAUUUCCACCACCGCUGUGCGACGAACAGGCAGAGGCGGUCGCCGCGGUCGACCAAGAGGCACUCGGAGGGGCGCAGGACGGGGUAGGAUGGACGCCGGCGGUGUCGGGGCCAUCAUCGGCGAGCUGCCCAACUCGCCGGCGGCCUCCCCGGGGCUGUCGCUCGCCUCGUCUCCCGUGCCGUCGCCCGCAGCCGCAUCGUCGCCCGCGCCGGCCCUGGCCGAGGCCUCCGCCUCUGCGACGCCGUCCUCCCCCGCGGCCGGCGCAGCCUCUGCCGUCCCAGCGCCACCCGUGCGCAGAGGCCCCGGCAGGCCUCGCCUCAAGCCCGGAGGGAAGCCCGCCAACACCGGGACGAGAGGGACGGGCACGAGGCGACCCCGGCGCCCCGUGCGGCCUCUGCCGGUGCCCCUGGGCCGUGUCUCCCAGCAGCCCCUGACCCAGCAGGCGCAGCAGGGUGGCAUUGGCUUCUACACGCAGCGCGACAUGUCCUCGCAGGACUGAUGGGCGUCUUAAAUUUUUGACUGUGAUGAAAAAAUAUUGUGUUCGUUUGAACAAUAUUGAAUGUUUCAUAUAGAGUAAUAGGUGUAUUAUACUGUAAGUUAAAAGAAUGAAUGUAAAAUUUUGUCUUAAAGUUUAAAAAAAAGAUUUAAUGUUAGUUGUUAUUGUAGAAACCCUUAAUUUUUGGAAGCCAUAUAUUUUACAACAGUUUUGUUGUAGAAGCAUUUCUUUUACUGUUGCAGAUAAUGAAAUGCAUUUAGGUUUUCUGUUUUAAAUUUAAAGGUUGACAUGAUAUUGCAUUAAACAAGACUGAUUAGUUAUUUACGAUAUAUUGUUUUCUUCUGUGAAGCCCUCUGUCCACUAAGAUACAAUUAAUGACAAAGGUAUCCGAUCUUCCCCCCUUGUAAAAUUAAUGGGAAAAGAAAGUUUGACAAGUUAAGUCCAACUGAAGGUUCUAUUAAAUCUAGUCCAAGCUACGCUUCCUAUAUGUCAUAUAAUGUAUUCUUGGGUCAGGUUUCAAACAUUUUUUGUAAAGACAGAUACUAAGGGUUCUAACCAUAUGAAAUACUGUGGUACCUUAAGAAGUAGGCAUAGUCAUCCAAAUGUAAUCAAGUUUUAAUUAUUUGAUUAUAAGCAAAUGAAUUGUAUCAAUUUUUUCUUACAACGUUCUAGACUGUGAUGAUUUUCCUGGUUAUGAAAGAAUGUACCUAUUGUGUGUAUGUGUCAGUGUUACCUGCCUACUUUAAAAAAAAAAGGUUUGUCUUUUUUCUAAAAAUUUUAACAUUUGUGUCUACUUAUCGAUUAGAUAAAUAAAUAAACCAGCAUACCCUUGUCGUUUUCUAUUCAAA